Molecule: messenger RNA, 5157 nt
Organism: Drosophila sulfurigaster albostrigata
Lineage: Eukaryota; Metazoa; Arthropoda; Insecta; Diptera; Drosophilidae
Exons: 2
Coding region: 1947-4523 (858 amino acids)
Biological process (GO): positive regulation of transcription by RNA polymerase II; protein homotetramerization
Cellular component (GO): cytoplasm; nucleus
Molecular function (GO): cAMP response element binding protein binding
Source: RefSeq, a predicted model, not a curated record
ACAUCGAUACAAACAUUAGUCCAUCGAUACCUCGCCAGUGCCAUCGAUGUUCCUCCACCUCUACUGCUUAACCAGAAAUCUAAUAAGAAAAAGUGAAAAAUAACAAAACAAAUGCGAUAAAUAUUGUUGAAAAAACGCAUCGAUAAAUUGGCGCAGUUGUGUGGCGCGUUAACAACAAUUGAAGACGUGUGCGAGCUAAACGCAAAGUGCCAAUAAUAAAGAACUAAAAAAAAUAGCAAGAAGACGACGAAGAUGAACGAAGAAGAAGAAACGACAGCAGCAGCAGCAGUCGUCGAAUCGUGAUGAUAAGUUUGUGCGAGUGCGGUGCAACGAAAACGAAAAUAACAUACAUAAUACGUGUGUGUACAUAAUAAUACUCAUACGUGUGUGUACGUACGUAUGUGUGUACAUAUGAAAAGCGUGUGUAUGUGUAUUGCAUGCGUGCGUGUGUGUGCGUCGUAGUGUAGUUGUGUAGGUGUGCAGUUGUCUGUGUGUGUGUUGCGCGGUGUUGUUGUUCUUGUUCUUGUUGUCGCGCUGCUGCCUGAAAAACACAAAAAAAAAACCAAAUCGGAGCAGUAGCUGAAUUUACAUACAUAGAGUACGUAGCCAUACAUACAUACAACAAGGAAAUGCAAUACAAAAACGGUCACACAACGGGCACAACGCUGCGCCGCCAGUCCCAACAAGAAGAAGCAGAACCCAACUGCGUGUUGUAAUCCCAAGAAUUCCAAUUGGGAAAAGCAACAAACAAACUACACAAAUACCAAUACAGUUUUUAAAGUGUCCGUCGCUGUCGCUGCCUCUGCCUCUGUCACAGUCGACGUCGGUGUGAAAAGAGGUCAAAGGCGCAACAAAAGUUUUUCAUUUCGUUGGUAACGAAAACACACAAAAAAAAAAGAAAAAGUACAACAAAAAACGUAAAAAUUAAGUGCCAAGCAGCUGAGCGCAAAAUAAAAAAAACGUCGUAGUUGUGCGUUAAAACAAUAAGCGCGAACAAACGUGUGUGCCAGUGUAUGUGUGUGUGUGUGUUUGCCUGCUUCUAAGUGAGUGUAAGUGAGCAAACAACAACAACCAGCAAGGAGAAGAAGAAGAGCAGCAGCGCCACACACAGCACAAAAAUCUUUGCGCGCGGCCAUUAACAAAUUCCCAGCUGAAUAACAACAACAGCAACAACAACAAUAUUUCAGAAACGAGCAGCUGCGCUCAAAACUGAAAUUAGAAAUCAAUUUUUCGUAUUAAACAAUCAAAAAAGAACACACAUUUCUAGCAGCAGAACGCAAUAUAAAAAUCUGGUUUUAUCAGUCGCUCCACCACCAACAACAACAAGCAACCAAAUAAUAAUAAAAAGCAAAAACAAAAAAAAACGGCUGACAAGUUUUUAGCGCGUACGGUAAAGAAGAAGACGACGCAGUAGGCAAAAAAAAAGAAAAGAAAAAAGCUACAUACGCUCGCGCUGUGCUGUGUUGUGUGUUAGUCUUAGUGAGAGCUUAGAACAAACAAACAAACCAACAACAACAACAACUCAACUACUACAAAAGCUUGACAGCAGCUGGGCGCUAAAAAAGCGCCAAAAAUAUAUUCAGCCAUAACAGAGCCAUCAUAAUAGUCGUAUAUAAUAUAUAAAUAUAUAUAUACAUUUAUAUACCUAUUUUAAUUAAGCAACACAAAAAACCAAAACGCCAAAGCGAAAUAUUUUAGCACACAAAACAACAACAGCCACAAUCGGCAAAUUCAGGAGUUUGGAGAGAGAGCCAUCUAAAGAGAGGGAGAGACAGUAAGAGAGAGCAACGAUUGUGGGAGAGCACGCGAAAGCACGCAAAGCGGAGGAGUGAGAGAGUGAGACAGCAAGUGAUUUUGUUGUCAUAGCGCGCGCUUGACAAACUGACCACAGGCGCAGCAAAGACAGCUAGUUAUAGCAACAGCAACAGCAAACAAUCACAGCAACAAUGGCCAAUCCACGCAAAUUCAGCGAGAAGAUUGCGCUGCAGAAGCAGAAGCAGGCGGAAGGAACCGCUGAGUUCGAGCGGAUUAUGAAGGAGGUGUAUGCCACCAAAAUGGACGAGACACAGGCGAAUCAAAAGCUGCUCGAGUGCUGUGGCCCCGAGAGUGGCCCAAAUGCAAAUGCCUCGCCAGGGAAUGCGGGCAAUGGCAGCGGCGGUGGCAGCGGGAAUGGAAGUGGUGCCAGUGGCGGUGCCUCACCGGAUGGCAUAGGCGGUGGCGGAGGAGGAGGAGGUGGAGGCGGUUCACCCACAGCGUAUCGAGAGUCGCGAGGGCGUAGUGUGGGAGUUGGACCCAUGAGACGACCCUCGGAACGGAAACAGGAUCGUUCACCCUACGGCAGCAGUGCGGGUGGACCGGGUGGCUUAAUCAAUGCCAUGGGUCUGCCCAACAGCGUCAGCGGUGGCAACAGCAGCAACAACAACAACAAUGGCACACAACAGAACCUCUAUCUGAGUCCGCCAAUGGACACGAGCUGGCGACGCUCGAACUCUGAUUCGGCGCUGCAUCAAAGCUUAAACAUGGCCGUGGCUGCCGAGGGCGGUUUUGCACCGGACAUGAAUUCGUUGCACGCCAAUUACCCGCAGCAGCAGCAACAGCAACAACAGCAGCAGCAACAACAACAUCACCAACGAUCUCAUUCGCCGCAUCAAAUUGGACGCAGUUUCAGUCCGCAGGCACAAAGGAGAAAGCCACCGUUGUUACCGCAUCAGGUGCAGUUGCAACAGUUGCAGCAGCAUCAUCAAAACAUGCAGCAGCAACUGCAGCUGCAUCAGCAACAACAGCCGCAAGCACAACAACAGCAACAACAGCAGCAGCAACAACAGCAGCAGCAACAACUGCAUCAGCAGCAACAACAGCAACAGCAACAUCAGCAGUUGCAACAGCAGCAACAAGCAACGCCAUACAACGCCAAAUUCCCCAAUUCGCUGUUCAGAUCGCUGCAGGAUCAGGCCAGCUAUGCCAAUACCGGCUCCCUGCCCAAUCUCACCGCGCUGCAACACUACACCACACCUCAACAGCAGCAGCAACAGUCACAGCAGCAGCAGCAACAGUCACAGCAGCAUCAACUGCAACAUCAGACGUUAUCGCCGGUCAUGUCACCGCACAAUCAGCGACGCGAUCGCGAUCAAUCGCCUAGUCCCUUCAGUCCUGGUGGUCCGCCUUCGCCCUACCAUCAGCAACAACACUCGCCCACAUCCGCCGUCGCCAACAAUAGCAACAACAGUAGCAACAGUCAAACAACAGCACAACAACAGCAGCAGCAGCAACAGCCAACAAGCAGUUCACCGCAUCUGUCGUUUAGUCCGCUACCCACGUUGGGCGCCAGCGCGAAUAACACAAACAACACCUCAAACACUGUGGCCGGCAACCUGACCGACUAUCGCCAGCCCGCCCAUCCGUCUAGUCCACGCUCCUCGCCCGGCCUGCUGAGCAGCGUUUCGGGCAGCGAGCUGCACACAUCGGCGCCCGCAAGCCCGAUACGCGUGCAACAGCAUCAGCAACUCCCCGGUGGUUAUGAUACCACCUUCAACAGUCUGAAUCCCUCGUUUCACAAUCACUUUGAGAACUUCUCGCUGGGCGAUAGCAAUUCAUCGCCGGAGCAACAAAGUUUCGCCAACAAUUUUGUGGGUCUCGGUUUUGAUGAUUUCACCGGAGCGACGUCCGCAACGGGGAAUGGCACAAAUGGACCGUUUCAGGACCAGAAUAAACUCUUGGACUACAAUGAACUGAGCGGCAGUCCCGAAGCCAGCAGCAACAACAACAACCUGAGGCGCAUCAACAACCAACAACAACAACAGCAGCAACAGUUGCUGAAUAACAACAGCAAUGGAGCGGGCGGUACGGGAGCCACGCAUAAUGGCGGACCGAGUCUCAAUGGUCCGCGUGGAGAGCACCACAAUAACAAUAGUAGCAACGGUGGUGGUGGUGGUGGUGUCAAUGUGGUUGAGCCGCUGGUCGCCUCGCCAAUUCCCUCGCCCUUGGGUUGUCCCAGUUCGCCGCUUCCCAUACCGAUGUCUGCGCAAGCCUCGCCACAGCAGCAACACCAUCACCAGCAGCAUCAGCAACAGUUGUCGCUGUCAUUGCACCACUCGCCGCACCACUCACCAAUGCAUUCGCCGCAUCACACGAAUUCGCCGCAUCAUACGAAUUCGCCGCUCUCGAGCAGUUCGCCUGUGAGUAAUGCCUGCAACUCGAACAUGGUCAUGAAUCAUCUGCAACAGCAACCACAGCAGCAACAGCAGCAACAUCAUCACCAACAUCAACAGCAGCAGCAGCAGCAGCAUCAUCAUAUGCACCAUCAGGGACAAUCGCAAAGCCAUACGCCAACGACAGCGAAUAUACCCUCCAUUAUCUUUAGCGAUUACUCGUCGAAUGCGGAUUUUAAUCGCGAGAUUUUCGAAACGCUUGACUUGGAUUUGGGUACCAUGGAUGUGGCUGAGUAUCAAAUGCUCUCGGAUCAGAAUCCCAUUCUGAUUGCCGAUCCAACGAUUGAGGAUACGUUCCGUCGUGACCUCAACUGAUACUAUGAGGAGGCUGUUGCGGCUAUCGAGAGCGGCGUGCUGCUCGAGGACACCUACGAGACGCUGUUGGGCGCUGCCGGCGCUGCUAUGCCACUGCCCAUCCCCACCAGUCCCAUCUCGGAUGUCCAAACAGCAGCAUCAGCGGCAGCGGCGGCAGCAGCAGCGGCUAGCGAACGGGAUAAAAAGGAUCUAGAGGUAGUGGAGCUGUUAGUGCCGGGUGUGAUUGAUGAUCUGGUCGACUCCAGCGAUUUGGAUGAGGAAGUGCGCAAGUUUUUCUGCUAAGUCAAAGCCAAGUUAUCGCCUCCUAGAGAUGUAAGCCUCCCUUCUUAUAACUCCUUGUCCUCGUCCUCGUCCUGAUCCAUGUCCUUGUCCUUGUUCCGGUCGUUAUGCUUUGUGUAGCUCGUAAUACUUUUAGCCAUUAAGUGUACUUGAGAGUCCUCUCCUCCGUUCCCCAUUGUGUCCCUUACUCCCAUCCCCACCCAUAAAUCGGAAUGCGAUCCUUAGACGCGAUCGAAUCCGAUCCGAAGCACAAGCGUUAAACAUACGAAAGAUAUAUUUUACAGCGAGUCUCAGAUUUUACUUAACUACGCACAUAAGUCACGAAAAUACCUAUUACAAACUACAACUACAUACU